This is a messenger RNA of Pygocentrus nattereri (red-bellied piranha), 2701 nucleotides long. RefSeq names its product minichromosome maintenance complex component 5 (gene mcm5). Gene Ontology annotation, cellular component: nucleus; MCM complex. The record is from RefSeq and is a predicted model, not a curated record. Gene Ontology annotation, biological process: DNA replication initiation; DNA replication; double-strand break repair via break-induced replication. Bases 170 to 2380 code for a protein of 736 amino acids. Lineage: Eukaryota; Metazoa; Chordata; Actinopteri; Characiformes; Serrasalmidae. Gene Ontology annotation, molecular function: single-stranded DNA binding; 3'-5' DNA helicase activity; DNA replication origin binding. The transcript has 16 exons.
AUGGGCGGAGUCCAAGCGUUUUGCCGCGAAACUGAGCGUGGCAGGCAUUUUGUGCACAGGGACGCUUUGAAUACAGCAGGAGGGCGAGAACGGAUUCUGUCUUUACGACAAUAAUAGCAUAAACGACUUUCUUUCUUUUUUAUUUCGUCUCUCGCCUAAAGAAAACAACAUGUCUGGGUUUGACGACCCCGGGGUUUACUUCAGUGACAGCUUCGGCGGAGGAGAAGGUGUCGGAGAUGAAGGAGCUGUGAAGCGCAGCCAGAUUAAAAAGCGCUUUCGUGAGUUCUUGAGGCAGUUCCGAGUCGGAACGGACCGCACUGGGUUCACCUACAAGUACAGAGAUGAGCUCAAGAGGCGCUACACGCUGGGAGAGUACUGGGUGGAGGUGGAGAUGGAGGAUUUGGCCAGUUUUGAUGAGGAUCUGUCUGACUGCCUGUAUAAGCUGCCCACGGAGAACCUUCCUCUGCUGGAGGAGGCAGCGCAGGAAGUCGCUGAUGAGGUCACACGUCCUCGGCCAGUAGGGGAAGAGACUGUACAGGACAUUCAGGUGAUGCUGAAGAGUGAUGCCCACCCUGCCUCUAUUCGCAAUCUGAAGUCAGAGCAGGUAUCUCGUCUGGUGAAGGUCCCUGGCAUCAUCAUCUCGUCCACAGCAGUGAGGGCCAAAGCCACCAGAGUGUGUCUGCAGUGUAGAGGCUGUCGUGCAGUCAUUAGUAACAUCCCUCUGCCCCCUGGGCUGCAGGGCUAUGCUCUGCCCCGCAAAUGCAACACUGAGCAAGCAGGUCGUGUGAAGUGUCCUGUGGAUCCCUACUUCAUUAUCCCAGACCGGUGUGUUUGCGUGGACUUCCAGACCCUCCGUCUGCAGGAGUCCCCUGAUGCUGUGCCUCAUGGAGAGAUGCCCCGCCACAUGCAGCUUUAUUGCGACAGGUACCUGUGUGACCGUGUAGUGCCAGGCAACAGAGUGACAAUUAUGGGUAUCUACUCCAUAAAGAAAAUGGCCCAGGCCAAGACUAAGGGUCGUGAUAAAGGGGCUGGUGUGGGCAUCCGCUCUGCUUACCUUCGUGUAGUUGGUAUUGAAGUGGACACGGAAGGAGCAGGUCGAGGUGCCACCGGUUCAGUGUCCCCUCAGGAGGAGGAGGAGUUGAGGGCUCUGGCUGCUUCCCCCUCCAUCUGUGAAUCCAUUGCUCGCUCUCUUGCUCCCUCAAUCUAUGGCAGUGAUGAUCUGAAGAAAGCUAUUGCAUGUCUCUUGUUUGGUGGCUCCAGAAAGAGGUUGCCUGAUGGGCUGACACGCAGAGGUGAUAUUAAUCUACUGAUGCUGGGAGAUCCAGGAACAGCCAAGUCUCAGCUGCUGAAGUUUGUGGAGAGAUGUUCGCCUAUUGGGGUAUAUACCUCAGGUAAGGGCAGCAGUGCUGCUGGUCUCACAGCUUCAGUUCUCAGAGAUCCAAACACGCGUGGCUUUAUCAUGGAGGGAGGGGCCAUGGUGCUGGCUGAUGGAGGUGUGGUCUGCAUUGAUGAGUUUGAUAAGAUGAGAGAGGAUGACAGAGUUGCCAUCCAUGAAGCUAUGGAGCAGCAGACCAUCUCUAUUGCCAAGGCUGGCAUCACAACCACUCUGAACUCUCGCUGUUCUGUGCUGGCUGCUGCCAACUCAGUAUUUGGCCGCUGGGACGACACAAAGGGAGAGGACAACAUUGACUUCAUGCCCACCAUCUUGUCCCGUUUUGAUAUGAUCUUCAUCAUCAAGGACCAGCAUGAUCAGCAGAGAGACAUGACACUGGCUCGCCAUGUGAUGAAUGUGCACCUGAGUGCCCAGACCCAGACUGAGGGAGUAGAGGGGGAGAUUCCUCUGGCCUCUCUGAAGAAAUACAUUGCUUACUGCAGAACGAAAUGCGGCCCUCGACUGUCUGCGGCUGCAGCAGAGAAGUUAAAGAACCGGUAUGUGGUGAUGAGGAGUGGUGCAAGGGAGCAUGAGAGAGAAAGCGACCGCAGAGCCUCUAUCCCAAUCACAGUCAGGCAGUUGGAGGCAGUGGUGCGGAUUGCUGAGUCCCUGGCCAAGAUGAAGCUACAGGCUAUAGCUGGGGAGGAGGAAGUCGACGAGGCCCUUCGACUCUUCCAGGUGUCCACGCUGGAUGCUGCACUAUCUGGCAGCCUCUCAGGUGUGGAGGGUUUCACGACUCAGGAGGAUCAGGAGAUGAUCUCCCGCAUUGAGAAGCAGCUUAAGCGGCGCUUUGCUAUUGGAUCUCAAGUGUCUGAACACAGCAUCAUACAAGACUUCACCAAACAGAAGUACCCCGAGCAUGCUAUCCAUAAGGUCCUUCAUCUAAUGCUGAGGAGAGGAGAGCUGCAGCAUCGCAUGCAGAGGAAGGUGCUCUACAGGGUCAAGUAGAUGGUGAAUGGAUGUUUGUAUGUAUGCAUGUCUGUCAUCAAGUGGACCACUCAGAUAAAUGCUUAAAAAUAGAUGUAAUGCACACAGUCUAUUGUUUUGAGAGGGCCCUUCUCAAAAAGUUUGUAAAUAGGUUAGUGUCUGUUAUGUGCACACUUUUUAAUAUCAAACUGUUAAUCCAGUUACAUUUUUGCCAUAUAUAAAAUCUGGUAUGAUUUUGAUAAAUGAUUGUCUUCAAGCCUGAAUUGAGUGGAUCUUUAUAAAUAUUGUCCUGGGAUGUUUUGUGUGAAACAAAAGAUAAUAAAGCAUAGUGGAACUGCAUUA